Messenger RNA from Aspergillus fumigatus Af293, 1251 nucleotides. Its product is annotated as putative extracellular exo-polygalacturonase. The record is from RefSeq and is a predicted model, not a curated record. The transcript has 5 exons. Bases 1 to 1251 code for a protein of 416 amino acids. Gene Ontology annotation, molecular function: polygalacturonase activity. Gene Ontology annotation, biological process: carbohydrate metabolic process. Lineage: Eukaryota; Fungi; Ascomycota; Eurotiomycetes; Eurotiales; Aspergillaceae.
AUGCGGCCUUCGAUAAUCUCCCUCGUCGCUCUCUCACUUUUUCUCGGGCUGGCGUACGCUGGCGGCGUUGAAGAGGACAAACGAGACAAUGUCUGUACCGUCAAAGCAAAUGGAAAGCAGAAGGAUGAUGUGCCAAACCUUCUUAGGGCUUUCAAUGAAUGCGGAAAUGGAGGCACAAUCAUCUUUCCUGAAGAUCAGUCAUAUUGGAUUGGGGCGAGACUUAAUCCUGUUCUGAAUGAUGUCUCAGUGCAAUGGAGAGGAAAGUGGACAUUCUCGGACAAUUUCGACUACUGGCGCAACAACUCCUUUCCUGUUGCCUUCCAAAACCAUCGCGCGGGCUUCUUAUUAGUGGACUCAACAUCACCAUUGAUGGAUACGGUACCGGAGGCAUCUAUGGCAACGGCAAUACGUGAUAUACCGCAGAAAAGGGCGUCACACAACCUGGACCGAUGCCGUUCUUCUUUUGGAACGUCUAUGAAGUUAAUGUCGGGAACUUUUGUGAAAGACCCGCCUCUCUGGAGUCUCAAUAUUAUAAACGGCACGAACAUGCGGUUCAACAGCAUCUACUGUAACGCAACAUCAGUAGAUGCGCCGUACGGCCACAACUGGGUGCGGAAUACGGAUGGAUUUGAUACCAUGGAUGCUGUGAACAUCCAACCCACCAAUUUCGUGUACCAAGGUGGGGAUGACUGCAUCGCCAUCAAGCCUCGAUCGUACAACAUCGACAUCGAGGAUGUGACAUGCGUUGGCGGAAAUGGCAUUGCCAUUGGUAGUCUUGACCAAUAUCUCGAGGACUCCAACGUGGAGAAUGUCCGUGUGGAUAAGUUGAAUGUAGCGCCUCUGCAGACGGAUUACUGCCUACAUGCACAACUCCGCGUAUAUAAAAACAUGGGUCGGCUCUCUGGUGCUCCAAAGCUCAUACGAAAGCGCUGGUCUCCCUCGCAGUGGAGGCUGGGGCAAUGCUACACAAGCGGUGGUACCAGUGUCACAUCGAAGGUCUCUUGCUCCGAGGUUCAUCCUUGUUACAACAUCGAAUUUGACAACGUGGUCCUCUAUUCUGGCAAAAAUGCAUCGAGUCCUAGGACAGGAUCCUGUAAAUAUACCGCAAACGGAGGUGUCCAUGGGCUGGCGGGAUGUUGGCUGAGUUGGCGAGAAAUAGUCGAAAUCGUAUCUAGUUCAUUGAGGAGAAAUACUGACAACAUACCAUCUUUGGAGUGUUACCAACGUCACAGAGAGCCAUGCCGCGUAUAG